Fragaria vesca subsp. vesca is the source of this 1074-nucleotide messenger RNA. Its product is annotated as peroxidase 7-like. Gene Ontology annotation, cellular component: plasmodesma; plant-type cell wall. NCBI's taxonomy places the organism in Eukaryota, Viridiplantae, Streptophyta, Magnoliopsida, Rosales, Rosaceae. Gene Ontology annotation, molecular function: heme binding; peroxidase activity. The coding region runs from base 1 to 1074 and encodes 357 amino acids. The record is from RefSeq and is a predicted model, not a curated record. Gene Ontology annotation, biological process: hydrogen peroxide catabolic process; response to oxidative stress. The transcript is spliced from 3 exons.
AUGAAUCCCUUAGUUUCACUGCUCUUUGUUCUCCUCGUUGUUGUUCAGUUGAGUCCAACCUUAUCAUACCCGGCAGAUGAUCACCACCAUUACAACGACGACAAUGACGAAUCACCUGAACACUGGAAGGGUGCCACACCUCUAACAAUUCCGACCAUUUCAGAAAACUUGCCCUUUGGCGAUUUUCUCUCCUUUUCUCACUACCACAGGAGUUGUCCAGAUCUUGAACACAUUAUUAAUGAAAAACUGAGGCAAUGGCUUAAGCAGGACUACAGCAUAGCUGCAAGUCUCAUGAGGUUGCACUUCCAUGACUGUGCCAUCAGGGGAUGUGAUGCCUCCAUCUUACUAAACCAUGAGGGAAGUGAGAGGAGUGCCUUGGCCAGCAAGACACUGAGAGGGUUUGAAGUGAUAGAUGAUAUCAAAGCAGAGGUCGAGAAGAGGUGUCCCAAAGUAGUAUCUUGUGCAGAUAUCUUAACAGCAGCUACAAGAGAUGCCACUGUUAUGGUCGGAGGUCCAUACUGGAUGGUUCCCUAUGGUCGGAAAGAUGGGCGAGUUUCAAUUGCCAAGGAAACAGAACGGGUGCCAAUGGGUCAUGAAAACAUUACUGCUUUGGUUGAGUUUUUUCAAUCUCAGGGCUUGAAUGUGCUUGACUUGGUUGUUCUCUCUGGAGCACACACCAUAGGAAGGGCUUCAUGUGCUUCCAUACAAAACAGGCUCUUCAACUUCGAUGGACAUGGGAACUCGGAUCCAUCCCUUAAUGAUAAAUACUUGAACUUCUUGAAAAGAAAAUGCAGAUGGGGAUCAGACUAUGUUGACCUUGAUGCUACAACUCCAAAGACCUUUGACGCUGCAUACUACUCAAAUCUGCAGAGGGAUAUGGGACUUCUUAAAACAGACCAGUUGUUGUAUUCUGAUACAAGGACUUCACCUCUUGUCACUGCUUUGGCUCACCAGCCCCAAGUCUUCUACCACCAGUUUGCAGUGUCCAUGGCCAAACUGGGGAAUGUUCAAGUCCUCACCGGCCAAGAUGAAGGCGAAAUUCGAACCAACUGCAAUUUUGUCAAUUCUUAUUGA